Molecule: messenger RNA, 984 nt
Organism: Schistosoma guineensis
Lineage: Eukaryota; Metazoa; Platyhelminthes; Trematoda; Strigeidida; Schistosomatidae
Source: the annotation of a GenBank genome assembly
AUGGCAGGGGAUGAUAAGGUGAACAUUGAUAGUGUCAUUGGUAGAUUACUAGAGGUUCGACGCACUCGUCCUGGCAAAAACGUCCAAAUGAGCGAAGCAGAAAUCCGCGGGCUGUGUCUGAAGUCUCGCGAAAUCUUUUUAAGUCAACCUAUUUUACUAGAACUGGAGGCUCCCCUCAAAAUAUGCGGUGAUAUUCACGGACAAUAUUAUGACUUGCUCCGACUUUUCGAGUAUGGAGCAUUUCCUCCCGAAGCAAAUUAUUUGUUCUUGGGUGACUAUGUGGAUCGAGGAAAGCAGUCUCUUGAAACAAUAUGCCUGCUACUAGCCUAUAAAAUCAAAUAUCCAGAAAAUUUCUUCUUGCUAAGGGGUAAUCAUGAAUGUGCCUCUAUUAACCGCAUAUAUGGAUUUUAUGAUGAAUGCAAACGUCGAUAUAAUAUAAAAUUGUGGAAAACCUUCACAGAUUGUUUCAAUUGUUUGCCGAUUGUAGCAAUUAUAGACGAGAAAAUUUUCUGCUGUCAUGGCGGUCUCUCACCUGAUCUUUCAACAAUGGAACAGAUAAGACGCAUCAUGCGUCCUACGGAUGUUCCUGAUCAAGGACUAUUAUGUGAUUUACUUUGGUCAGAUCCAGAUAAAGAUGUAACUGGUUGGGGUGAAAACGAUCGCGGUGUUAGUUAUACAUUCGGUCCAGAUAUUGUGGCCAGAUUUUUACAUAAACAUGAUUUGGAUUUAAUAUGCCGUGCUCACCAGGUUGUCGAAGACGGUUAUGAAUUCUUCGCCAAGCGUCAAUUAGUUACUCUUUUUUCCGCUCCGAAUUAUUGCGGUGAAUUUGAUAAUGCAGGAGCUAUGAUGUCAGUAGAUGAUACAUUAUUGUGCUCAUUUCAAAUUUUGCGUCCAGCUGAAAAGAAAAAGUAUUACGUUGGCGUCCCAACUGGAAGCCGACCAAUUACUCCACCUCGUGGGGCUAAAGCGAAAGGGAAAUUAUAA